UUGCUGUUUUACGGCAGUGUGGCAGAGCCCUGAGCUGUGUGUGUGUGUGAGGGCUGGAGGCGGCUGCUAGCUUCUCCUUGUGACAGUGCUGUGAUGGACGUGGGCGAGUUGCUGAACUACCAGCCUGACAGGGGUGCAAAACGUCCCCGUGGUGUUGAUGAUGAUGAAGAAGAUUUAAAAGUGUCGCAUAAAUAUGGAUCAGCCAGAAGAAGCUAUUAUGAAGAGAGUGGAACUGUGGCCAAUGAAGAUGAGGAAGAAGCAGGCAAGAAGAAAAUUCUUGAGUUAAUGGAAAAUGAUGAGGCAGAACCAUUGGAUGAAAGCUCAGUGAAGAAGAUGAUUUUAACAUUUGAAAAGAGGGCCUACAAAAACCAGGAACUGCGCAUCAAAUUCCCAGAGAAUCCAGAGAAGUUUAUGGAAUCGGAGUUGGAUUUAAAUGAUAUUAUACAGGAGAUGCAUGUGAUUGCCACCAUGCCUGAUCUAUAUCAUUUGCUUGUGGAACUGAAUGCUGUGCACUCUCUGAUUGGUCUACUUGGUCACGAAAAUACUGAUGUAUCCAUUGCAGUGGUAGAUCUGCUGCAAGAACUGACAGAUAUAGACACCCUGCAUGAGAGUGAAGAAGGAGCAGAGGUUCUCAUAGAUGCUUUAUUGGAAGGACAAGUGGUAGCACUCCUAGUCCAGAACCUGGAACGAUUAGAUGAGACUGUGAAAGAGGAGGCAGAUGGUGUUCACAACACAUUAGCUAUUAUUGAGAACUUAGCAGAAUUUCGUCCUGAAAUGUGUACUGAAGCAGCUCAGCAAGGUCUUUUGCAGUGGAUGCUGAAGCGGAUAAAGGCCAAGAUACCUUUUGAUGCCAACAAGCUUUACUGUAGUGAAAUUCUCGCCAUUUUACUCCAGAAUAAUGACGUCAAUAGGGAAUUACUUGGUGACCAGGAAGGAAUCGAUGUGUUGCUGCAGCAGUUAUCAUUAUUCAAACGUCAUAACCCCAGCACAAAUGAGGAGCUUGAGAUGAUGGAGAACCUGUUUGAUAGCCUUUGUUCAUGUCUGAUGUUGAGCUCAAAUAGGGAUCGAUUUCUGAAGGGGGAGGGACUACAACUCAUGAAUCUGAUGCUCAGAGAAAAGAAAAUGUCACGUGCCAGUGCUCUAAAGGUGUUGGAUCAUGCUGUGAUUGGCCCUGAAGGAUCUGACAACUGUCACAAGUUUGUUGACAUUCUUGGACUAAGGACAAUAUUCCCCCUUUUCAUGAAAACGCCAAAGAAAAUGAAGAAGGCUGGAAUGACAGAAAAGGAACAUGAAGAGCAUGUUUGUUCAAUUCUGUCUUCCAUGCUGAGAAACCUGAAGGGUCAGCAACGAACACGUCUUCUUAACAAAUUCACUGAAAAUGAUUGUGAAAAGGUUGACCGACUGAUGGAGUUGCAUUUUAAAUACCUGGAAGCUGUGCAAGUGGCUGACAAGAAGAUUGAAGGAGAAAAACAUGAUAUGGUCCGUCAAGGGGAAAUAAUUGAUGAUGAUAUGGAAGAUGAAUUUUAUCUGAGGCGAUUGGAUGCAGGCCUCUUUGUCCUUCAGCUGGUUUGCUACAUUAUGGUAGAGAGCUGCAAUGCAAAUAUCCCUCAGAUAAGACAGCGUGUACACCAGAUCCUGAAUAUGCGAGGUGGCUCAACCAAAGUGGUUAGACAUAUAAUGAGAGAAUAUGCAGAAAAUAUUGGCGAUGGGAAGAAUGAUGAGUUUAAAGAAAGUGAACAGAAAAGAAUCUUGGCUCUACUUGAAAAUUUUUAAGAACACAAUAUUGUUAGUCUGUAAAUAUUAAAUAUGUCUUGUGAGAUACUAUAGCGAGCUUACAGUCUGAGGUAGACCUACAAAACCUUCCCUGAAUUUUAUUAGACUGGGAACACAGCAGUGAUGUUGAUUUUAAUCAACUGAGCAACAAGUUUGAAUAAUUUGCUUCCCUCACAGUAAAGAACGACAAUGCUGAUGAAGCACCACAAUAAUCAGUUAAAAAUUGCCACUCCUACAACAGACAUCUUCACACAUUCUAAUAAAAAACUAUUGUGUAAUGAUUUCCUUUCAAAACCAAACCUAUUUUUUCUAAGCUUUAACCAAUAUUGCAUUAUGCAGAACACAACACACAAUCUGUGGCAACAGCCAUUGAUACUUUGUACUGAAAUUGGUGCACUAUUCAACUAAAGUGUCUGACUUGCAUUUUUUCUGAAGACAAUGUGUUUGUUUUGAUAUAAAUAUACCUGUUACAAACUGUUCACCUCAAAUAUAUGUAAAAUUGAACCAUAUUAUGAAGCUUGCAGUUCCACUUGGUGUUUCAUGUGUGAAUACAAAUGUUGCUUUCCAUCUUGUAUACCAGAUGAACUUAUUGUAAUAACAUUUUGCUCUGCUGAUCAGAAGUUGAGGUGUAUGUAUGUCUUAACCUAUGGUUUGAAUGACAUUUCCCUGAAAUUUUACAUUUUCUAACCAGAAAUAAAAUCAGGGAAAAAAU
Molecule: messenger RNA, 2485 nt
Organism: Chiloscyllium plagiosum (whitespotted bambooshark)
Lineage: Eukaryota; Metazoa; Chordata; Chondrichthyes; Orectolobiformes; Hemiscylliidae
Gene: ctnnbl1
Product: catenin, beta like 1
Cellular component (GO): spliceosomal complex
Source: RefSeq, a predicted model, not a curated record